GUCGCUGAAUAAAUUCAAUUGUUCGAUUCUGAGUUCGACUUGAUUAACGAGGGAACUAUAUUUGAGUUUUAUAAGGAUCGAUAGCUUACAAACGUUGAUGCAUCAUUUACAUUCGUACCCUCAAUUUUUUCCCUUCUUGGGGGUUUCUCUCUCUUUGUCUUUGUCUUUUUUAAUUAAUUUAUUAUUAUUAUUAUUUUUUUACAUUUCUCCAAUGAAGAACCGCUUUUUGUUUUUCGUUUAGGUUUUGUUGUUCAGAAUUCCCAACGUGAAAGUCUCGCAGUUUGGCAAUACCUCGAAAUCGAACAUACCACACCACCACUUUAGUUCUUAGACUGCGUAGAAUAAUUUGGUUCCAAUUUGGUGAAAAAGAGUGAUGCACUGAGCAAUGGCGCUUAAGGUUUCAGCUCCAAAGGCGGCUGAGAUUGCCAUUGGGUCCAUUGGAUGUGGAUAUGAUAUUGGAAUGGAUCUUAGGCUGAAGUAUUGUAAAGGGGAUUCAAAAGAUUCAUGUCUUAUUGAGAUUGGUGAAGAUGGAGGCCGUGAGAUUGUUUUGCCCGGUGGAAUUUCAAUAGCCAACGUGUCCAAGUCAAUAAAAUGUGAUAAAGGUGAGCGCAUACGAUUCAGGUCUGAUGUUCUCUCCUUCCAACAGAUGUCAGAGCAGUUCAACCAAGAAAUAUCUUUGUCUGGAAAAAUACCAUCAUGCCUCUUCAAUUCCAUGUUUGAAUUCUCUGGUUGUUGGCAAAAAGAUGCCGCUAAUACUAAGAUGCUUGCUUUUGAUGGGGUGUUCAUCACCCUCUACUCAGUUGCACUGGAGAAAUCUCAAAUGGUGCUACGAGAUCAUGUCAAGAAAGCAGUCCCAUCUACAUGGGAACCUGCAGCAUUGGCAAGGUUUAUUGACACAUAUGGCACCCAUAUUAUUGUUGGUGUGAAGAUGGGAGGGAAGGAUGUUAUAAUAAAACAGCAGCAUUCCUCAAAUCUUCAACCUGCUGACAUCCAGAAAAGAUUGAAGGAUAUGGCUGAUAAGAGGUUUUUAGAUGCCAAUGGAUAUUAUAACAUGGAGUCUGAGCAAGAUUUCCAGAGUGACAAGUUUGAAAUCAGGGAGCAGCGGCUAAGGUUUGCUCAUAACUGUCCAUCAAGUUCAUAUGCACAUAAAGAGGAUAUUGUAAUCAUUUACAAAAGGAGAGGUGGAAGUGAUAAUAGAAACCUAUCUCAUAAUGACUGGUUACAAACGGUUCAGUCAGAGCCGGAUGUGAUCUCAAUGUCCUUUAUCCCAAUUACUUCUCUGUUGAAUGGAAUUCCGGGUAGUGGAUUUCUGAGCCAUGCCAUAAAUCUGUAUUUGCGAUAUAAACCACCAAUUGAAGAACUCCACCAGUUUUUGGAAUUUCAGCUUCCAAGACAGUGGGCACCAGUUUUUGGUGAACUUCCUCUGGGUCCACAACGAAAACAGCAAAGCACUGCAUCUUUACAAUUCAGCUUCAUGGGGCCCAAGCUUUUUGUGAACGCUACUCCGGUUGAUGUGGGUAAGAGGCCAGUGACUGGCCUCCGACUUUAUCUAGAAGGUAGAAGGAGCAACCGCUUGGCCAUCCACUUGCAGCACCUUUCCUCCCUUCCAAAAUCCUUCCAACUUUUAGAUGAUCCAAAUGGGAACUUCUGCCAAGAGUCUCAUGAUCGUAAAUACUAUGAGAAAGUUUAUUGGAAGAACUACUCUCAUGUAUGUACUGCUCCUAUCGAAUCUGAUGAAGAUCUUUCCAUAGUAACUGGAGCCCGAUUGCAGGUUGAGAAUCAUGGUUUUAAAAAUAUUCUCUUUUUACGGCUAGGCUUCUCGGCUGCAUUGGGAGCUAUGUCUGUUAAGCAUCCAGAAUGGGAUGGAUCGCCUGGGUUGGCACCAAAGUCAGGACUCAUAUCCACACUAAUCAGUCAUCACUUCACAACGGUCCAGAAGCCACCUCCAAGGCCAGCUGAUGUGAAUAUAAACUCUGCUGUUUAUCCUGGAGGCCCCCCUGUGCCUGUUCAAGCCCCCAAGCUUUUCAAAUUCGUAGAUACAACAGAGAUGACAAGAGGGCCACAAGAAAUCCCUGGGUAUUGGGUCGUUUUUGGGGCAAGAUUAGUUGUUGAGAAGGGAAGGAUCUCACUCCGGGUCAAGUAUUCUUUACUGACUGCAAUAAUACCUAAUGAUGAAGGCAUAGAGGAGCACUAGCCGGUUUUUCUCACCCCGUAU
This is a messenger RNA of Durio zibethinus, 2215 nucleotides long. The record is from RefSeq and is a predicted model, not a curated record. NCBI's taxonomy places the organism in Eukaryota, Viridiplantae, Streptophyta, Magnoliopsida, Malvales, Malvaceae.